Messenger RNA from Dinoponera quadriceps, 2879 nucleotides. RefSeq names its product transmembrane protein 18 (gene Tmem18). The record is from RefSeq and is a predicted model, not a curated record. Bases 440 to 907 code for a protein of 155 amino acids. Gene Ontology annotation, cellular component: nuclear membrane. Lineage: Eukaryota; Metazoa; Arthropoda; Insecta; Hymenoptera; Formicidae. The transcript has 5 exons.
UUACACACUGCCCACGCACGAAGGCACACGCGACAUUCACGCGAAGGAGCGACGUCUCCCGACCGUCACGCUGCCGCAUCCGGCCGCGUCGUUAUAAAUAUUUUCCGUCUCCCAGCGCGUAGGCGCGUGCACACGGUGUUACCGCACGUUUUAGACACCACGUAUAUACGUAACACGUCCGUUCGCGUCAAUUAAACAGUCAGUUAGUCAUCCGGACAAACAGUCGGCUCGGUCGGUCGGUCGGUCGGUCGGUUGGUUGGUUAGUCAGUCGCGCCGCUGUCUGCGAGAACGGUGCGUGGAGUCCUUUAGCUUCGCGUCGUGGAUACAAUCGCCCUAUUCCGUUCUUCCUUUGCUCCUUCGACGCCUUCUCCUCGUCAUCGUCACCGUCAUCGCUGCGAUACCUUCAGCGAGGCCCUUGCAUCAGUACGAGAGAGACGCAAUGUCGAGCCACGAUCCGAUGUUGAUAGCUACGGACGAGAUCGACGGUAUAUGGCCAUUCCUGCAGAGUAUCGAUUGGAGAGAUCCAUGGUUAGCCGUGCUGUUGACUUUUCACAUUGCCAUCACGAUGACCGCAUUAAUGACCAGGAAUCAUGCGAACUUUCAGAUAAUUCUGUUCCUUGUGCUCCUGCUUCUCGUUUAUUUCUCGGAAAGCAUUAAUGAGGUAGCUGCGACUAAUUGGAUGGUCUUCUCUAGGCAGCAAUAUUUCGAUUCCAAAGGCUUGUUCAUAUCCAUCGUUUUCUCCGUACCCAUCCUAAUGAAUUGUAUGAUCAUGGUGGCCAGUUGGCUUUACCAGUCCAGUCAAUUGAUGACAAGCCUAAAGCGAGCCCAGCUGCGACAGCGGGCGAAAAAUCGCCAAUUGGACGGUGAGGCGUCGAACGGCAGGGCCAACCGGCCGAAGCAGGAAUGAAAACCGGGGAUCUAGUCAUCGUCGCGGACAGGGAGAGGGCAACAUGAUAGGAAUACGGAGAUGAGAUACGUUAAUUUAAUUUAAGGACAAAAAGCGCGGACUCUCUAUACUAUAUAUUUACACGUUGACUUAAAAGGAAAGCUAGAUAGGUUUCACCAGAGCGCGCUGUGUGUAUUGCUCGCCCGUGUCAAGGUACAGAGGGGAAGGAGGCGGGGGAGAAAUCAAAGAGAAGACGAUGUGACGAUGAUAAACACGCAAUAUACGAGCGGCUGAUGCGACGGCGUAUAUACGUUUUCGGCUUCCAAGCAGCGACACGCCCCCCUUUCGCCUUGCCGUCGCUUACGGGCCUGCCGUGUGUAACUUUGGCCAUCGCCGGUUAAUCGGCCGCAGUCUCGAUUGCGAAAUAACGCUUUUAAUCAAUUUGACAUUUUGGAGGAGGAAGGAGCGAAGCACGGAGUAUCGAAGCGUAUCAAAGUAAUAGCGCGCGUCGGAACUGCCUAGUCAAGCCAUCCGUUAGGACGGUAUCUCUUCCAUCGUCGGACAUUGUGCCGUAAUCACAACGAUUUCGCGAAAUUGACUCGGCUAGGAGCGAACGUGAAAUUAAGAGAGAGAGAGAGAGAGAAAGAGAGAGAGAUAAUCAGCCGCGCGCGACGAACAAUAAUUGCGCGCGGACGCGCGAUAUUAGCGCGAUGCUGUUACCUUACCGUUUAAUUAAGGGACAUUCCGGUAGUUAAUUUUCGUUUGUUUUGAUAUAUAUUGAGAUGCUGGUCGUGAAUCAAAGUGUUCUUAAAUGUUGUAUAAUUAACGUACUUAUAUCGCAUAAUAAUAAUAGCGCAAGUGUGUGUGUGUGUGUAUAUGUAUGUGUGUCACUUUCGCCGUAAAACAGCUCUGCUAUAAGGAGCCGAGGUAUAUAUAUAAAUAUGAUGUAAUUAAGGGCCCUAGCGCAUAAUAAAACUGUGUGUAUGCCUGCGUGCGUUCGUGCGUGUGUGCCUGGGUGCAUAUUGUGAGUAAGCAUAUUGUGAGAAUACGCGCGUGUGGGUUGACAGUUCUCAGAGGAAGUAGCAAGAUGUCAGAGUAGACGAGCAUCGCGUGCAUUGUUAUCGCGUGUCAAGCUUUCCUAAGUUGUAUAUUGAUGUAAAUCAAAGCGCAUUAUCUUGCCGCCUUAAUAUGUAACGCGCAAGUUAAUCCUUUCCCCGCGGAUGACGUGACGGAACGUAUAGCAUAAUGGAGCUUUUAUUUUCUACUGAUCGUGUAUUAUAUGCAAUGAAUGGUGCAUUUUGUACAUCUUUUCAACUCAAAGAGGUUGCUAUCAAAUGAUUCUGAAUUCAUAUAUAUAAAAUAUUAAGGCUCCGUGGUAGUCGCUGUCCUUGUUUGAUGACGUCGGGAAACGCACGCCAAGAUCUUUUGCGUUAUACAUUCAAACAAAAAGAUAUAUACACAAAAUGACAUUUGUAUCGAUUCAGCACACAUAUACAAUUGGUGCCGCUGACUGUUAAAGUGAAAGUAAAGCAUUCGUCCAAUUUUACAUGUGUGCUGCAUCGAUCUCAAAUGUCAUUUUGUGAAUAUAUUUGUUUAUUUGAAUGUAUAACGCAAAAGAUCUUGGCACGCGUUUUCUCGCUUCUGACGUCAUUAAACAAGAACGGCCAUAGCGACUCCAGAGCUUUAAAUUUGCUUUAAUUAAUUGUUAUAUACAGUUUUAUAACUUUGUAAUAUUACAUAUUUACUUAUAUAUAUGUAAUAUUUGAACGAUUUGUACGUGAGCUCUUCGAACGUGAGAUCUCGGAGUGUGUUUUAUUGUUUUAGGUUUCAGGUAGAAAGUAGAUACAUUUUUUUUCCAUUGACACCGCAUAUUGUCAUCAUUUUUUUCCCAAAUUAAUUGCAAUUCCGAACAAGUGCCAGGAAACGAGUUUUUACUAGCGGGAAAGGUUUAGCCAUUUUAAGAUAAUAAAAGUAUUUGUUCAUACAAUGCUCA